AUGCCGCUUACGCUGCUAUGUCCCAUUCCCAGGACGUUUUGGAGGCAGUCAAUACGGAUGACAUUUCUCUCUCAGGAUUAUCCAGCGCUGCGUAAUGUCUUCUGUGUACCUUCACGAAUCGUCUCCGUCAGUCCAACCCGAGGGCUGAUGAACUCGGCUUCUGAUUUCGAAAUCGACCCUUACGGAUACACAAGUGGGAUAUUCCUACGACGCGAUAAUCUCGAGGUCGCCGCGCGCUACACUCAAUUCAACUAUCCCGCUCUCUGCCGGAAAGUCCUAGAAGCAUCCCCGGGAGCAAGCGCCAUCGUCGAUUCCACUAAGAUUGACGGUGGCUCCAAUCGUGUCUUCAUCCUCACCUUGGAUAACGGGGAGAAACUCGUGGCUAGACUCCUGUUCCGAUUCUCGGGGCCUGCUAAGCUGAGUACUCUUUCUGAUGUUAAGACGAUUCGCUACUUACAGAAUAAGACGAGUAUACCUAUUCCAAAAAUCCUCGAUUGGAGCUACGAUCCUGGUGACGCCGAUAAUCCUGUAGGAAGCGAAUACAUCAUCAUGGAGCAUGCAUCUGGUGUUCCACUAAUCGAGAAAUGGAAUACAUUGGCGGGUGACCAGAAGGUGAACUGCAUAGCGUCCAUUAACAAGGCCAUGAAAGAGGUUUCUGACUUGAAGUACCCGGCGUACGGGAGCAUAUACUUCGAUGAUCUUCUCGACUCCACGGACAAAGAACCCCUCGAUACUGGUUUCUGUAUCGGGCCUCAUUGCCGCACUCGAUACUGGGACACUAAUGUUGGGAAGUCGAGGUAUUAUCACAAUGUGAAACCGAAUCAUGGUCCAUGUAAAACCAUAGGUGAAUUUUCCAACGGGUUAAUUGAUGCGGGCCUGUCACGAGUUCCGCAAACAGAUUCUAUGCCACAAAGUCGUCCAGCCUACCAUGGAUCCCCUGAGACACAUCUUGCUGUCCUGAAAAUGCCCCGAUCCGUCCUGAAACAGAUGGCACUGGAUACCCAAAUUCAGAACUAUAGCAAGCCAGUGUUAUUUUACUCCGAUCUGCACAAGAGAAAUAUAUUUGUGUCCGAAGACGACCCCGCCGUUAUUACUGGCAUUAUCGAUUGGCAAGGCACAAGCGUCAAACCGGCAUUCCGGUAUUCCGAUGAAAUCCCAGAUUUUGCGACAGAACAUGAGCUACUUACGCAGGCAUUCGAUGUUACCUCACAGUAUCGCACACCGCAACUCGCUGAUCCACGACUCGUGACGAAAGCCUGUUUCGAUCUUUUCUUUAUUCAUACCGGACGUGGAGGGAUGGUGCGGUAG
Messenger RNA from Aspergillus calidoustus, 1308 nucleotides. NCBI's taxonomy places the organism in Eukaryota, Fungi, Ascomycota, Eurotiomycetes, Eurotiales, Aspergillaceae. The record is from the annotation of a GenBank genome assembly.